Messenger RNA from Solea senegalensis (Senegalese sole), 2948 nucleotides. RefSeq names its product SYS1 golgi trafficking protein (gene sys1). The coding region runs from base 264 to 734 and encodes 156 amino acids. The transcript has 4 exons. Lineage: Eukaryota; Metazoa; Chordata; Actinopteri; Pleuronectiformes; Soleidae. The record is from RefSeq and is a predicted model, not a curated record. Gene Ontology annotation, cellular component: trans-Golgi network; Golgi membrane. Gene Ontology annotation, biological process: Golgi to plasma membrane protein transport; Golgi to endosome transport; protein localization to Golgi apparatus.
GUUUUCCUUCCGAGUUCACCUACCCUUACUUCCGUGUUGUUCACCAGCUACAGCUAGUAGAUUACAACAUAAGGCCUGUGUUGUUUCCAUUAUAUUUUUAACUCAGUUGGUAAACGACAGUUUUGACAUUAAUGUAAGCGCCGUGAACUCUACUGCAGCUCAGUAACCAGAUUUGGAGAUCACACCCAGUGCAGACUGGAUGGGCAGGCUGGUAACAUUUAAAGUCAGCUGUUAACAUCCUUGUGGCCUGCACUUGUAGCGCAAUGGCCAGUAACUUCCGCAGCUACAUAUGGGACCCGGUCCUCAUCGUGUGUCAGAUUGUACUGAUGCAGUGCAUCUACUACAGCUUCUUGGGUCUGUGGUUGGCUGGAGUUGACAGUCUGGUGCACACCAGUCGGUCAUUGGACCAGAUCUUCAACUAUGAAACCCUUGGCUUUGCAACAAUGCAAGGGAGGCUGUCAAUGAUGGCGUUCAUCUUGAACUCUCUCACCUGCGCCCUUGGUCUGUGGUUCUUCGUCCGGCGAGGAAAACAGUGCCUAGACUUCACAGUCACUGUGCAUUUCUUCCACAUGAUCGGCUGCUGGAUCUAUAACGCACACCUUCCAGCCGCUCUGUCCUGGUGGCUCGUCAACGUGGCCUGCAUGGCAUUGAUGGCUGUAAUCGGAGAGUACCUGUGCAUGCGAACUGAGCUCAGGGCCAUUCCAGUCAACAGUGGACCCAAGUCUAACCUGUGAAUUGUUGUGGACGCCACAAUGAAAACCUGUGGAUGUUUGAACCUCUUGGAACUUUUGCAGAGGAGGCUUUUCCACUGUUGGUAAAAGUAAAGGAACGUGAAUCCUUCGUCGUAUAUAUGCAUCUCCUCUUAAACGGAUGCAUCAGAUGAACUGAUCUAUUUAUUCUUAUGGAAUGCUAAUGAAAGCAGACUUGGGUUCAAACAUAUUUCCCUGAAACUAACAACUACAGUUCUCUGGUAAUUCUUUUGUCCAGAAUUAAGUACAUUUGCAUAAAUGCCCCAUUCCCACAUUUUAAAACUUGAGAAAGACUUGAAUUCUUUUUUUCACACAAAACAGAAAGUUUAACAAAUAACAAAACCUGUAAUUCCUCUCGCUUCAUUGUGUUGGCAAGCAAACAUCUCAUCUUGACCAUCACGUUAGAAGAUUUUAAGUUUGUUACACCAUUGUGCAAAGUUACAGAUCACUGUACUGAUCGAUGAUGACGGAGAAAUUCAAAGACAUUAUUUUAAACUAUCCACCUUAAAAGUGAUAUUAUUUUCUUUGGGGUUUUUAACUAUAACCAAACACAAAGCUGCCCGCAGCUUAUUCUCGUGAUCACAUUUUAACAAAGUUCACAGCAGGUGGUGGUUUGCUCAAAGUCUGACGCUGCAAAACCAAACCAUUUCCUAUGCUACUGAGGCGACUCAGCCUUUUUUUUGGAACAAACUCCUUGCUGCUUGCUGCUUGUGGGCUGCGGUGCUGCACCACUACAAACUACGGAAGCCCCAAGGGGAGCAGAGCAGUGGUGGACAUCAAAGGGAAAUAUAUUUUCAUAAAAAACGAAUUGCCCAGCCCUAUUUAUUGUUCCGAAAGAUGUUUUAAAGGUUUGUGUAAGCCCAUGUGUUAGAUACAGUACCUUGUUAUAAUGCCCAUUUAUGGACACUGCACAAUACUCCCACUGGAGGGCAGUGCCAAGUUGCAGGCAUCGACAAACAAUGGCGACCAUUGAAGACGUUAUUUUAUUGUGCUUGAGCUGAUACAGACAGAAAUACAUCAUACAGAUGGAUGUAAUUCUGCACCAUCUCGCAGAGAUGCUCUUCAAAACUUUCCACCAUUUUUAAAUCCCCAUAUAGGUUCUUAAUCGUUUUCCUGACUGAUUGGACUCUUGACUCUGUAUUUCCCCCACAGUUUCCUGUCGUAUUGCUCUGUUUUGUCGUAUCUUAAGCUCUGCUGUGUCACGCACAAUGACUGUUGAAAUGAACGCAGAGUACGGACAGAAAAGGCUCCCUCCUUCUCUGUCUUUUGUGUAGAGUAUAAGUUAGUUUACUUGAUGAGAUGGAGUCUGUACAUUAAGUCUUAUUCUGCUUAUUGGCCUUCAGUAUUUUUUUUUUUGCACAGCAAAUAUUGUUUAUUUUCUUGUCUAUUUAGUAUGUAUAAUGCAGACAGUGCAGCCACUUUAUUUCCAAAAAAACAUUUACUGUUUGGGGUGAACAUUCCUCAAUUGUGCAGCACUGAUCAUUUCUGGAAUGACACCAUCUCCCCAGCACCUGUGAAACAUCAUCUAUUCAUUGUGUGUGGUAAUCGUGUAGUCCAUGCAGUCUUAGUGUAUUAUAAUUACGGUUGCAAAAUUCAAGGAAUGUUCAAAAUGGGAAGCUUUCCAUGGGAAUGAAUGUGAAUAAACUGGACAUUUUCAAAGCUGAACGUUGGGAAUUAUGUACUGUAGCAUAAUCUUGGCUAACACAAUCAGAUUUCAUGCAAAUACAGUUGAAUAUCAAUCCUAUUCCUCGAUCACAGGCACACAGACACUUCUUACUUCUGGGGUAUUGAGGCCACAUCCCCCUCCAUCACAGCUGAUUUAUACAGUGAACUAUUGAAUCCACUUCUGUGAGGAAUAUUUCACUCAACAUCGUUCAUGUUAUGUUCAACGAAAGAAUUAAGCGUUGAUUAAGUUCUGCUCACACACAAGUCAUCUUUGACAAAUGUUUUUUUUUUUUUAAUUUAUAUUUAAAUCAUCCAAAGUUUAUUAUCAUGAAUUCCCAUCAAAAGUUCCCAUGUUUCUGGAAGUUUACUGGGAGUUGUCCACCCCUCUGCAACCCUACGUACAAUGGUGUGGGGCAGGGGAUAUUACUUGAUGGAAUAGUUGAUAUUUUUGAGAGUGCACGUUGCUGCAGACAGAUUGUGACACCACUCCCAUGUCUGUACAGUAAAAUAUGAUAAUUGUUAAUUUAUCACAAA